AUGUCAGAAUAACAAAAGAAAUCAGAACAAGCCGCUGCAGGUAAAGAUAACAAGGAUAGUGCUGAUAAGGCUGGUCAAAAAAAGAAAGAUGAUCUGAUACCAAAGGAAGAAGAACUUAAUGAGGAAGAUAAGCAACUCAAGGAAAAAAUUGAGAUUUGUGUUGGCCGUCUCAAUGACCCUGACCUUGCACAAAGAAAGCAUGCUUUACAGUAACUGAGAUAAGAAAUUACUGGAUCUACAGCUACUAUGACUUCAGUUCCCAAACCAUUGAAGUUCCUUACUCCACUCUAUCCAAACAUUAAGGAAGCUCAUGCAAAUUAACCAAAUUCAGAAUUUAAGGUAUUUCAUUCCCAAUUGAUUCAUGAUUAACCAAAUUUCUCUUAGACUUAAUUGUCUGAUUUAGUUUCAGUUGUGGCUAUGGUAGCAUCAGUAGAGGGAUCAUUCGAAAGUAUUAAAUAUUGUUUAGAGGGUACCAAGGGCAACCUAAUUGAAUGGGGACAUGAAUAUUUGAGAUCAUUGGCUGGGGAAAUCGGUAAUGAGUACAGCAAAAGAAUUGAUGGGCAAUCUGAUUCUAGAGAUUUAAUGGAAUUAGUCGAUGUUAUCAUUCCACUCUUUAUGAAGAAUCAUGAAGAACCAGAGGCAGUUGAUCUAUUGAUGGAAGUUGAAAAUCUAGAGAGAUUAGUUAAAUUCACAAAUGAUUCAAACUAUGAAAGAGUAUGCUUAUAUCUUCUUAGCUGCGCUUAAUAUGCAGCUGAUCCAGAAGAGAUGAACAAAGCAUAUAGAACUGCCUUUAACAUUUAUGUUAAGGAAAAGAAGUAUCCCUAGGCAUUGAGAGUUGCUUAGAAAGUCAAUGAUAUGAAUAUGAUUAAGGAAGUUAUGGAGACUACCAAAGAUCCAAUUACAUUGAAAUAAUUGGCUUUCAUGCUUGGAAGAUAGAGAAAUCCACACGAAGCCAGCAAUAACGAAGAACUCUAAAGAAUCAUCUCAAAUGAGAAACUUAGUGAACACUUCAAAUCUCUUGCUAGAGAUCUAGAUGUUCUUGAACCAAAACACCCAGAUCAAAUUUUCAAAACUCAUUUGGAGGAGAGAAAAACUAACGUAGCUCAGCAUAUUGAUAGUGCAAAGUAAAAUUUAGCUGCUACCUAUGUGAAUGCAUUCGUUAAUGCUGGAUAUGGAAAAGAUUUACUCAUGACUGUAGCUGACACAAAGGAAAGCUGGAUUUAUAAGAACAAAGAAGGAGGUAUGCAAGCUGCAGCUGCUAGUUUAGGAAUGAUUCUACUAUGGGAUAUUGAUGAGGGAUUCUCACAAAUUGAUAAAUAUACAGAUGCAUCUGAUGAUUAUAUUGUAGCUGGAAGUUAUAUUGCUCUUGGUAUUGUUAACUCUGGUAUCAAGAAUGAAAUGGAUCCAGUUUUUGCUAUUCUCUAUGAAAAACUUGAAAGCCCAAAACAGAUUCACAAGAUUGGUGCAUUAAUGGGACUUUCAAUCGCAUAUGCUGGCAGUGCAAGAGCAGACCUUCUUGAGGCAAUAUCCCCAAUAGUUCUAGACUCAUCAAAUACAACUGAAUUAUAAGCAGUUGCAGCACUUGCAAUUGGUUUAAUCUACACUGGAACUUGCGAUGAAGAUGCAGCCUAAUCAAUUCUCUAAACUCUUAUGGAGAAGGAGGAAAAGGAUCUUGAGAAUCCAUUUACCAGAGUAUUUGCUCUUGGUCUCGGAUUACUUUAUCUUGGUUAACAAGAUCUUGCUGAGGGUACUUUACUUGCUACAUCUGUUAUCCCAAGCAAAUAAUUCUCGGAAUUUUUAAGCCUUGUAGUUGAAACUUGCGCAUUUGCAGGAUCAGGAAAUGUUCUUAAAGUGUAAAAGCUAUUACAUUUGUGUGCUGAACAUAAGAAAGAAGAAAAAGAUGCUCUUCACUAAAUCGCUGCUGUGAUUGGUCUUGCUUUAGUAGCAUUCGGCGAAGAUAUUGGACAAGAAAUGUGCCUUAGAACUAUGAAUCAUCUUCUUUAGUAUGGUGAACCAAUCAUCAAGAGAACUGUACCUCUCGCUAUUGGUCUUUUGAGAAUUUCAAAUCCUGAUGUAAACUCCAUGGAUUUAUUGACAAAGCUGAGUUAUGAUUCUGACGUGAAUGUCUCAAUGAGUUCAAUAUUCGCUCUUGGACUCAUCGGAGCUGGUACAAAUAAUUCAAAGCUUGCUGGAAAUUUAAGAUAUCUUGCAGCUUACUACGCAAACAAUGCUGAUCAAUUAUUUGUAGUAAGAAUUGCCUAAGGUUUAGUCCAUCUUGGAAAGGGACUGAUGGGCUUAAAUCCACUCCAUUCUGAGAAAUUCUUGUUCUCAAAUGUUUCAUUAGCUGGUCUUUUGACUGUUCUAUAUGCUGCAACUGAUAUGAAGACAUUCAUCAAUGGAAAAUACCACUUCUUCCUUUACUACCUAGUGCUAUCUAUUUACCCAAGAAUGCUUAUCACAUUAAAUGAGAAUCUUGAACCAAUUCAAACUUCAGUAAGAGUUGGUAAUGCUGUUGACACAGUUGGAGCAGCAGGAAGACCAAAGACUAUCACUGGCUUCUAGACUCAUGAUACUCCAGUUCUAAUCGGGCACGGUGAAAGAGCUGAGCUAGGUUCCGAGGAAUAUAUAACAGAGUCACCCUUUAUGGAGAAUUUCGUUAUCUUAAGGAAGAAUCCAGAUUACGUAGAAGCUGAUAAAGAUAAAAAUAAAGGCAAGAAAUGA
Molecule: messenger RNA, 2721 nt
Organism: Stylonychia lemnae
Lineage: Eukaryota; Ciliophora; Spirotrichea; Sporadotrichida; Oxytrichidae
Source: the annotation of a GenBank genome assembly